CCGCUCUGACGUCAGGGCGAUAUCGGGAAUUCCUCUCCGUGUAGGGCUCCGUGUGACGGUGAACGGGAGCUUCAGACGCCGCUAGGAGGAAGCGGCACGUACUGUAUACACGUGAGGCGUCAAGUUUCCCAUGUUUCCUCGCCGUGUUUUCAUUCUAACCGCUCUGAGAGACAUGAGUCUGUGCGGGAAAGAAGUUUAAUGAGAAAACUUAAAGAGGGAGCAUCAUGGUCGUCUGCAUCUGCUCCUGAACACGGCAUCUGAGAUCUGCUACAGAGGUGACCCGAGCCAGGCCGGACUGAAUAGGGUCUACCAUGUUCCCUGAUGCCCUAGAAGCAGCGGGGCGGGUGGAGGGCCUGCCACUGUCCUCCCCACAACCGCUACCGGAGCUGGAGGAAGAGGAGACAGAGGCCUCAGCAGAGAAGGGGCCAAAGAGACAAGGCCGCUACCGGCACAGCCUGCAGAUUUUAAAGCCCUUCAGGAUAACCCACAAGCAUCAGCACCCAGUCGAUAACGCCGGCCUCUUCUCAUUUAUGACUCUGCACUGGCUCUCCCCUCUGGCACUGAAGGCCUACAAGGCUUCCAGCUUGUCUAUAGAUGAUGUGUGGGGACUUUCUUGCCACGAAGCUUCUGCAAUCAACUGCCAAAGGCUCGAAUCUUUUUGGCACGACGAACUCAAAAGACGAGGGCGAGAGGGGGCAUCUCUGACGAGAGUCUUCUGGAGGUUCUGCCAAACCCGCAUGUUGGUGGCCAUCUUCUCGCUUCUGCUGACGAUGGUGGCCGGCUUCGUUGGGCCCGCCCUGCUGGUCCGAGCUCUGCUGGAGUAUUCCCAGAGCUCAGAGAGCUGCUUGUGGUACGGCCUCUCCCUGGCAGCAGGGAUCUUCCUCAUGGAGCUGAUGCGCUCCUGGUCUCUGGCGCUCAUGUGGGCCGUGAACUACCGCACUGCUGCACGCCUCCGUGGGGCAGCGCUCACAUUUGCCUUCCACAAGAUCCUCCGCCUGCGCAGCACUAAAGACAUCAGUCCAGGCGAGCUGAUCAACAUCUGCUCCAGUGAUGGCCAGCGGCUGUAUGAAGCGGUGUCAGUGGGCUGCCUGCUGGCUGGGGGGCCUCUGGUGGGAAUACUGGGUCUGUCUUACACUGCGUACUUCCUGGGACCCACUGCUCUCCUGGGGUCGGCCAUUUUCAUCAUCUUCUACCCUGUCAUGAUGCUUGCAUCGAGGCUGACGGCGUACUUCCGCAAAAAGUGUGUGGUGGUCACUGACCGGCGCGUGCGACUGAUGAACGAGAUCUUGGGCUGCAUCAAGUUCAUCAAGAUGUAUUGUUGGGAAGAUGCCUUUGCACAGAACAUCCACAAGGUGCGAUCUAAAGAGAGGGGGAUCCUGGAGAGAGCUGGGGUCGUCCAGAGUCUCACAGUGGGUGUGGCGCCCAUCGUCGUGGUGAUAGCAAGCGUGUGCACUUUCACCCUACAUAUGGCCUUGGGCUAUGACCUUACUGCAGCUCAGGCUUUCACUGUAGUCGCUGUUUUCAACUCCAUGACCUUUGCCCUGAAGGUCACACCACUGGCCGUGAGGGCGCUGUCAGAGGGUGCUGUUGCAGUCAAAAGAUUUCAGAGGCUGUUCAUGAUGGAGGACAGAGAGGUUGUUUUAGUGAAGAUGGAGGAUCCAAGCAAUGCGGUAGAAUUUCAGGAUGCCACUCUGGCUUGGGAAAAAGCGCGUCCUCCACCUACAAAAUCUAAUCCAACUCCCAAGAAGCGAGGAGGAAUGAAGCGUGUGCUGCGCAGGGAGAAGCUUAGCCUGUACAUUUCCACAGAGGACGGCAAAGGGAACAAGGAAGGCCCCAACGCACAAAGUCUUCUCACAAACAUGGAACAGGAAAGUCCACAAAGCACCAUCUCGUCCACUCAAAGCAUACGACCCCCGCUGCACAAGACCCUGCACCGCAUUGACCUACGUGUUAAGAAGGGUUCACUGGUUGGAAUCUGUGGAGGCGUCGGCAGUGGAAAGAGCUCUCUUCUGUCUGCCCUGCUAGGACAGAUGACCCUGUUAGAAGGUAAUGUGGCUGCUAGUGGUGGCUUCGCUUAUGUGUCCCAACAAGCCUGGAUCCUCAAUGACUCGCUCAAGGAGAAUAUUCUUUUUGGAAAUGAGUAUGACCCAAACAGAUACAAUGCUGUGCUGGAAGCAUGCUGUCUCCUCCCAGAUCUCGCAGAGCUCCCAUACGGAGACAUGACAGAGAUCGGGGAGAGGGGUGCCAACCUGAGUGGAGGGCAGCGUCAGAGAGUGAGCAUGGCCCGUGCACUCUACAGUCAGCGACCCAUACUUCUCCUGGAUGACCCUCUCAGUGCUGUCGAUGCUUGUGUGGGUUCCCAUAUCUUCAAUAAAGCCAUCAAGGGUGCUGAUGAAGGCAAGACGGUGCUCUUUGUAACGCACCAGCUGCAGUAUCUGCCUGACUGUGAUGACGUUAUUCUGAUGAAGGACGGGCAGAUUGCCGAGCACGGCACCCAUGCGCAGCUAAUGGGUAAAGAGCGUGACUAUGCCACCCUAUUCAACAGCAUGCAACAGGAGAAUCUGGUUAAGGAGAAUUUAAAGAACAAACAGCAAAGGGCAGGUGAGAAAAAGGCUGACAGUACUGUUGAUGUAGCCAAGGCCGCACCAAAGGCAGAGAGCAAGAAUGGAGCACAACUCAUGAAAGCUGAAGAGAAAGGCUCUGGUGCAGUCGCCUGGUCUGUGUAUGGAGCCUACAUCAAAGCAGCAGGGGGUCCAGUUGUCUUCUUCAUCAACGCUUUCUUCUUCCUUUCGACCACAGGCAGCGUAGCCUUUAGUAACUGGUGGCUGAGCUACUGGAUCAGGCAGGGCAGCGGGAACACAUCAUUAAUCUUGGUGAAUGAAACGAUGGCGAGCAACAGCAUGAGACUCAACCCUCAUAUUCGGUUCUAUUCAACUGUUUACGUCGUUUCCAUGGCAGCCGCUUUAUUGCUGAAAACAAUGAGAGGACUGGUGUUUGUGAAGUGCACAGUGAAGGCUGCCUCUGCGCUCCACGACAAGCUGUUCAGCCGACUCCUCUUCAGUCCCAUGCACUUUUUUGAUACGACACCUCUGGGUCGUAUCCUGACCCGCUUCUCCAGGGACAUGGACGAGGUGGAUGUGCGUCUGACCAUGCAAGCUGAAAUGCUGCUGCAGAACCUGACCCUGGUGCUGUUUUGCUUGGGAAUGGUGGGCAUCGUCUUCCCUUGGUUCCUGAUCUCAAUCCUGCCUUUGGGAGCCUUCCUCUUCAUUGUCAACCGUGUCUCCAGGGUUCUGAUUCGUGAGCUGAAGCGCCUGGAGAACAUCAGUCAGUCACCCUUCACCUCUCAUAUCACCAGCAGUCUUCAGGGACUCUCCACCAUCCACGCCUAUGGAAGAGGGCACGCCUUCCUCCAAAGAUAUCAGGAAUUGCUGGACACCAAUCAGGCCUCCAACUACCUCUUCAGUUGUGCUAUGCGUUGGCUGGCUGUCCGUCUGGACCUCAUCAGUAUCUCUCUUAUCACCGCUGUAGCGCUUCUCAUUGUCUUCAUGCGCAAUCAGAUACCUCCAGCUUACGCAGGCCUGGCCAUAUCGUAUGCAGUGCAGCUGACUGGCUUGUUUCAGUUUACAGUGCGGCUGCUCUCAGAGACUGAAGCUCGCUUUACUUCAGUCGAAAGGAUCAAUCAUUAUAUAAAGAGUCUUGAGAGUGAAGCACCCAGACAAAGUCCUGAGGCAGCCGCUCCUGCCACCUCCUGGCCUCAGCAGGGAAAGAUCACCUUCCAGGAUGUGAGGAUGCGUUAUCGUGAGGAUCUGCCACUGGUGCUUAAGAACCUGUCCUUCACUAUUCUGCCUGAAGAGACCAUCGGCAUCGUGGGCCGCACCGGAUCAGGAAAGUCCUCUCUGGCUGUUGCCCUGUUCAGACUCGUGGAGCUGACUGGAGGCUCUAUUAUCAUUGACGGAAUCAAUAUUGCACAGAUUGGUCUGGAUGACCUGCGGAGCAAGCUAGCCAUCAUUCCUCAAGAGCCCGUACUCUUCAUUGGUACAGUCAGGAGUAAUUUAGACCCGUGGGAUCAAUACUCUGAUUGUCAGAUCUGGGAAGCUCUCGAGAAGACACACAUUAAAGAAAUGGUCAGCCAGCUGCCUCAUUCGCUCCACUCAGAGGUGACAGAGAACGGAGAGAAUUUCUCGGUGGGAGAACGGCAGCUCCUCUGUGUGGCCAGAGCCCUACUGAGAAACAGCAAGAUCCUUAUAUUGGACGAAGCAACAGCAGCCAUUGACACUGAGACAGACCGUCUCAUCCAGGAGACCAUUCGCUGUGCUUUUGGCAGCUGCACCACUCUCAUCAUCGCCCAUCGUCUCAACACAGUGAUGAGCUGCAGCAGGGUCAUGGUCCUGGACAACGGCCAGAUUUUGGAGUUCAACAGCCCCGCUGCCUUGCUGGCAGAUGAAAAUUCAAGAUUCAGAGCCAUGAUAGAAACAUCAGAAAACCAAAGCAGAUAGAGCACACUGGAGCUGAACUUUGGACGUGAGCUAUGAUCCCACAAAAUAUGCAGCUGAAUUAUUGCACAGAAAAAGAAAAAGAAACAAGGAACACAAUUAACCCAAUCCUGCCAUGGUGUGAAAGUCUUGACUUCAGAAAUACAGUGAUGUUUGCUCAGCUUAACAAUGUCUGUUUAUUUCCAUACCAAAGACCCCGGGACCACAUUUCUGAACAAUAUCAGUAUGCAAAGUAAGAAAAUAGCAGCCUCCUGCUCUUUGCUGCCGUGUCACAGGAGUUGUUUCCCGAAGGCUAAAUAAUUAACUGCAACUUAAAUAGAGUUGAUUCUCUGACAAUAGCACUUUAUGUUUCAUGUGGGCGCAUGGAGGGAUGUGUGUGCUUCCAUUUCCUCUGGAGUUCCGUUAAUCAGUGAGACUUCUGUUUAGUUUUAGUCAUUUUAUUUCCAUCACAGUGCAGGAGUUUACUGUUGAGCUGAGAAUGGUGUAAAACAGAUUAACAAGUCAAUUUUAUUGAGUUAUUGUUUGUGAUUAGUUUAUUUUAAUUAUUCAACACAGUGUGUCCAUUUCUAUGAGGCACUGUCUAAAUCAUGCUACAAAUGUUUCACUUAUUUUGUUCAUUAUUGUUCCUAUAAUGCAAUCAUUUCAGUAAAUUAUUGCAGAUGCGAUAUGUGCCUAGAGCUGUAAACACUUUCAGGUUAUAUAAUGGAGUUAGCCAUGUAGGCAUGCUUUUUUUAGACAGCGUGCAAGUACUGUGUGUGUGUUUUGAAAUAUGCUAAUGUAUCCAAAUGCUGGUGUUUUUAAAAAAAAUCUGCACAUUUUCCACUGCUAGUAAUGUUUUACCGGGAAGGUAAUUCUAGUGGUGAGGUAAUUCUAUUAAUCAGUUGCAAUGUACAGGCACAGAAGGUACGUAAUGUUAUUUACAACAAGGCUGAAGAGGAUCACAAUCAGGAUGUGUCUUUAAAUGUUGUGUUUUCACAAAUCUGAGGACUGUAAAUUUCUGCCUUAUAAUCAAGUUUGUGCUGAACAAUCAUGAAAAGUGCAAUAUCUUCCUAUUGCUUUUGGCACAUUUUCAAGAUUGCCUUUGUACACUUGAGAUUGUCAUGUUGCAAUAUAUUUUUGUUGAAUGUUUGAUUUUUAAUACAGAGUUUCUGUUUUUAAUAAAAAUAUUUUUUUAUAGA
Molecule: messenger RNA, 5671 nt
Organism: Acanthochromis polyacanthus (spiny chromis)
Lineage: Eukaryota; Metazoa; Chordata; Actinopteri; Pomacentridae
Product: ATP-binding cassette sub-family C member 5
Exons: 29
Coding region: 312-4496 (1394 amino acids)
Biological process (GO): transmembrane transport
Cellular component (GO): membrane
Molecular function (GO): ABC-type transporter activity; ATP hydrolysis activity; ATP binding
Source: RefSeq, a predicted model, not a curated record